ACUAUCUUGACUUGGCCCCUUCUGUAUCGCCACCCCUUUAUCGGACACAUUCUGCCCUCCUGUGAAGAUCCGGGGCGAGGGAGUCCUUCAGACUGGAAAAUGGCUGACACCCAAUCGAUUGAGAACUGGGUGCUCCAGGUUGCCCCCGCAGGAUCGCCACGAAAGCCCCAGGAUGGCAUUGAACGGGACGAUGGCAUGCUACCCGCGAGUACACCAAGCAGCCGAGUCUCGGUGACUGGAAGCGAGCGGACUGAGAGCUCGGCCACCGAUAAGCAAGCCAAUUCUUGCCACGAGACCCCCCUGUGCGUGCUCGAGGAAUACGGCGUCUACCGUGUGGGUGUGCCGACCAAGACAACAAAUGCCCUUUCGCCCACGGAUGCUAUGAAGGAUCUGAAGGACAGGAUAUUGGCCGCCGACCAGACAGCAAUGGAUCGACCGCAGGCGACGCUCAGUCAAUACUACGCCAGCGCGGCAAGAAUAGGAUAUUGGAUGGACCAGACUGUUGGGAAAGGGUCAACCAAGCCCCAGGUCGACGCACUGACCGCUGUGCUCAGCGGCUGUCCUGAUACCUGUGGCGUGGAUAUCUUCAAUGUUGAGGGCCUCCCAAUAUCUCCACAGUAUCGUCUAGUUUCCCCAUCCCGCGAGCCGCUCCACCUCUGCCCCGAUGCUGUGAUAAGCGUCCCGACAGGCGACAGAGCCAAUCGCGUGAAUAAAUUCUUUACAGCGACCAAGCAUCGAUACAGCCUCUGUCCGCUGCCACGCCUUGAAUACAUGAGCGCUCUCCUCUUACAUGCUAUCCAGUUUAGGAUGUUCUCUGAGGAUCCGAUCGGCCCGAUCCGUCAAUGCCUCGGCUAUAUCGGCGCAAGCCUCCGGAUGUUCGCAGAGCUCGCGGAAAAGGCAGGGAUCGAUCUGACACAGGACCCGAUUCCGGCCUGUGUGGCCAUGGAGUAUCGUUUCUGCAUGUGGCACUUUACCGUGGUAGCACUCCACGAGGAUAAGUCCCACGGCAAAGUCAUCCUGUUCGAAGAGAUUCCCCGCGUGGACCUGAACCCCCGGCGGCCCGACGACCUCUGCUCUCUGACCGAGGUCUUCAAAGCGAUUGCCAUCCAUGCCAACGAAGUCUGGUGGAGCUGGGUAGAGAGACUUAUGGAUAACUUGGACCAGGGGCGUCCUACAGAGGGGCAGGCGUAGGUCCACACGGAGAAUCCCCUCGGGUAGUAGAGCAAUGUUUUCUUGGGGUAUUUAGCUUUUAUUUCUCCCUUCCCCGCGGACCAUAAUCUCAGUAUAUCUGGGAGCAUGUAGCAUAGGGAGGACCAGACCUGUCCGAUCCCCAGCCCAGGAAGAAACGCAAGACUAAAUCCCUCUGCCGUGUCCGCCUCCCAGAACUUAUUCCAGCGGCAGUCACGGCGCUCC
Molecule: messenger RNA, 1413 nt
Organism: Aspergillus steynii IBT 23096
Lineage: Eukaryota; Fungi; Ascomycota; Eurotiomycetes; Eurotiales; Aspergillaceae
Exons: 4
Coding region: 100-1191 (363 amino acids)
Source: RefSeq, a predicted model, not a curated record